AUUAAGGUUACUGUUCCCAGAGAUAUAAAAACCAUAAUUAAUUGAACAAGGUAAGAGGAAUUGGACAAAGAAGCUCAAGCACGGAUGAUUGAGGAGCUGUGUAUGUGGAAACUUUUUGUUGGUGAUGAUGUGUUUAGAGAACCAGACUGCUCAAAGCUUCUCUGUGUUAUGGUUGGAGAUGGUGUUCAAAUCAUAGGGAUGCCGGUAGUUACUACUGGUUUUUUAGCCCUUGGUUUCAUGUCGCCAGCUUCACGAGGGAUCGAUGCUGCUGAUAGGGAUGAUUUUACUGUAUCUUUUCCUAGGUAUUGUGGUAGGCUAUGUUGCAGUACGUUUCCCGAGAGCCAUAGAAGAAGCUCCAGAGGAAGAAGGGAAGCCACAGCACUGGUGCAAUUCCUUCUCCUUGUAUUUCAAAAUUAUUCAGAACACACCCCACGUGUGAUCGGAAGAAGAAGAAGAAGGUAUAGCAAAUUAAGAUGUUUUGAUCUUAUGGCUGUUUUUGGCAGUUUGUGUUGGUAA
Populus euphratica (Euphrates poplar) is the source of this 516-nucleotide messenger RNA. RefSeq lists its product as uncharacterized. The record is from RefSeq and is a predicted model, not a curated record. The transcript has 2 exons. The coding region runs from base 85 to 516 and encodes 143 amino acids. Gene Ontology annotation, cellular component: membrane. Gene Ontology annotation, biological process: protein localization to membrane. NCBI's taxonomy places the organism in Eukaryota, Viridiplantae, Streptophyta, Magnoliopsida, Malpighiales, Salicaceae.